Messenger RNA from Closterium sp. Yama58-4, 7341 nucleotides. Lineage: Eukaryota; Viridiplantae; Streptophyta; Zygnematophyceae; Desmidiales; Closteriaceae. The record is from the annotation of a GenBank genome assembly.
AUGAAGCUCCACGCAUCGUUUACCUUGCUGCUUCUUCUCUCGUUGACCUCAGGGUCGUGGUUAGCCGUAGCCGUCGUCAAAGAUUCAGGCGGCUUACCUGACGGAUCCACAUGCUACUACGACAAGAACUACACCCCCAUCAAGCCCUACUGCAAGCGAGAUUUCGGGUGUUUGGUUACCACGGUGGUGAAAAACUCACCGCAUGUCUUGUUCAAAGGGAAAUGCGCCUCCGACGUGCCUCUGGAUCAGAUAAAUCAGAAGUACUGCAUGUUCCGCUCCGUCAUGUUCGCACCGGGUACCAGCGGCAUCACGGCUUCGACCAUCUGUCCGCGCUGCACGUGCCAGAAGCUCAAGUCCAGCCCCACUUGCGUGUGUCCGCUGGGAAAGCUGUGCAAGCAGGACGCGGUGGGCCGAUGGAAGGACGGCACGCGAUGCAAGGACACCAGACAGAACCAGUGUGAAGUAUCACGGUUUGUCAAUGACACAUACAUUGGCAACUGCAUCAACAGUGCUCAGGGUCCAAAUGAGUGCGUAAGCGCUGGGCCAGGAUGGGGUCCAAUGUUUGUGAAGAACGGAGCUCAAAACAUGAUCAAGACUGGCGACCUCUGCCAGCGCUGCUCCUGCAUCCGUGGGAAGUUUGUCAACUGCAAGCCUGUGCCUGGAUGCGUCAUGUGUGCACCCAAGACUUCAAGCAACACCAAGCAACAGUGCAGCCAGUGCUGCAAGAAGGCAACCACUCCAGCAGCUGUUGAGUUCUGCAAUACAGCGUGCAACAGAGUUGUUAUAAGUGCCAGCAUGGCGACCGAGGGCGUAGACCGCAAGGAUCAGGACGAGGGUCAAGUGCACGUUCCCGAGGAGCGAGGGUGGAGUAAAUUCUGGGCGUACGUCGGACCUGGAUUCCUCGUCGCCAUAGCCUAUAUCGACCCCGCCAAUUUUGAAAGUGACCUCAAGGCAGGAGCAGCAUAUCAAUACUCGCUGCUUUGGGUUCUACUGCUGGCAUCGCUAGCAGGCCUCCUUAUACAGUCACUGUCCGCCAACCUCGGCAUAGUCACAGGCAAGCAUCUGGCGCAGCACUGCAGGGCGGAGUACCCCCGAGGAGUCAACCUCGCGCUAUGGGUGAUUGCAGAGAUCGAGAUAAUUGCCAGUGACAUCCCAGAAGUGAUAGGAACGGCCUUUGCGCUCAACAUGUUGUUUGGCAUUCGCCUGUGGGCGGGAGUAAUCAUAACCGGCUUCAGCACACUCCUCUUCCUCGGCCUCCAGCGAUUCGGGGUGCGCAACCUUGAGGUGUUUAUAGCGCUGCUGGUGAUGGUGAUAGCGUGCUGCUUCUUCAUUGAGAUGGGGCACGCACCGGUGGAUGGCAUGGCGGUGCUGGAGGGCAUGUUUGUGCCGCGCAUACAGGACCUGGGCGCGCUUGCCAUCGCUAUCUCGCUCAUCGGCGCGCUUGUCAUGCCGCACAACCUCUUCCUGCACUCUGCUCUCGUGCUCAGUCGCAAGCACCAGCGCACCGCUGCAGGAAUCAAGGACGGGUGCCUCUACUCCCUACUGGAAGUGGCAGCGGCGCUCAUCAUUAGCUUCGCCAUCAACGUGGCAGUCAUCUGUGUGGGCGGCGCCGUCUGCUCCGCACCAAACCUCUCCGCGGACGUGCAGGCGAGCUGCAGCAACAUCAGUCUCAGCAACGCCUACUUCCUGCUGCACGACGUGCUGGGCGCCUGGGCCUCCACGCUCUUCGGCGUCGCAUUGCUAGCCUCAGGGCAGAGCUCGACCGUCACGGGGACGUACGCAGGGCAGUACGUGAUGUCGGGGUUCCUGGAGCUGCACCUCGCGUCGUGGCUGCGAAAUUUGCUCACUCGUCUCGUUGCCAUUGUUCCCUCGCUCGCUGUUGCCAUCAUCGCUGGCGAUACGGGCGCUGGCAACCUCAUCAUUGCGUCCUCGAUCAUCCUGUCAUUCGGCCUGCCCUAUGCACUCAUCCCGCUCCUCAAGUUCACCAGCAGCCCUGUCAAGAUGGGGCCCUUCACCAACCACCCCACUGUCACUGCAGCUGCAUACAUCAUCGGCACUGUAGUUAUCUUUGUUAAUUGCGUGCUCGUGGUGCAAGCCUGCGUGGAGUAUCUGGUAUCUGACAACCUGCCCCCGGGAGUCCAAAUCCCCCUUGGGAUUGCCAUAGCCGUCGUGCUCCUCAUAUACGUCGUCUCCCUCGCACUGCUGGCACGACGGCCUCGCCACGUGGCCGCGGCUGUCGCCGCGCGUAGGGGCUUAGUCCAUCGCGCGUCUCGAGUUAGCGACGUCGUUGACGGCGCUUGUCGCGGCCAGCCGUACGAUGCGUUCAUUGGAUCCGUUCCAUCUCGAAGCGGCGAUCCUGAUCGCACGCUCCUCACAUCGCUCCCGAUCCUUCCCUCCGCGGUCCGUUCGCACGAUCCUGGGUGUGACCAUACCGAAAGCACUCGCUUCGGGAACCAUUUCUUCACCCGACUUUAUUCCCUCGCUGCAAGCACAUCCUCCAACGUUCGUGAGGGGCACGACGGCAGUGACUAUAGCGGGGGUAGGAUGAAGCGGGAGCACGACGCGCACGAGGCGGUGGUGUACGCGCGGAACAUCAACGAGUACAACGCCGCGGCGCUCGAGCUGUCGCGGUCGCGAAAGCCGUACCUGCUGCGCACGCUGUACGCGGACAUGCUGAUGGACGGCGUGCAGCCCAACUUCGUGACGUUCCACGCGGCCAUCACGGCGUGCAUGCGCGCCAACCGCCUGCACGACCUCGUCUUCUUCUUCAACCAGAUGCGCGCGCGCGGCAUCACACCUGAUCGCUACAUGUUGAACUGCAUUAUGACGGCAUACAGUCGCACUGGGCACGCGGAGAAGGUGUUUCGGGUGGACUGGGACAUGCGCGCUGCAGGGCGCUCCCCCAACAUCCGCACCUACCACGCGCUGCUCACCGCCUGCACCACCUCCGGCCGCUUCGACAAAGCCGCAGAGGUGCAGGAGCGCAUGAGGAAGGACAGCGUGGCGAUGAACAAGUUCUGCUACGCUGCGCUCGUUGCCAUGCACCAGCGGGUCCGCCCCUCCUCCCCGCGCAUCGUUGCCAAGAUUUUCUCACUUGUGGAAGAGUCCAUAACAGCACCCACCUACAGCCCUGAACCCGACUCCACCCCCACCAAAACCACCACUGCCACUGCAGUCACCACUGCCACCGCCGCCACCACUGCCGGCACCCGCAGCAGCACUGACCCCACCGCUGAUUACCCAGCUGAUUCCACCUCUGACUCCGCUGCAGAUCCCUCUGCUGAUGGCGCCGCUGCCACUGGUACCAGCAGCAGCGCCGGUGCAGCACGGGUGUCAGGUGCAGAGGCAGAGAGAGAGGAGAUGAGUGAGACGAAUAGGAUGGAAGAGCAGCUGGCAUUGGCGGAGCAGGAGGGCGGGGAUGGGAUGGGCAUGGAUGAUAUGGGUGAAUACGGUGGGCGGGAGGAGAGGGCGGGAGGGGUGAGAGGAGGAGGCGGAGGCGGGCUGAUCUAUGCGAAUGCGGAUCUUGUGGUGCACCGCGCUGCGCUGAGGGCGUUCCUGGACGCACACCAGGUGCAGGCAGCAUUCCGUCUGGUGCGGAUGAUAGAGGACAGCGGCAUUGUCCCCGAUGCUGCCCUGCAGACUCUCCUCUUCAGGGUGCAUCUGCAGGCGGGCAACGAGGCAGAGGCGCUCAAGCUGGCGGACCUCUAUUACGGCCCCAAUGCGCGCCCCUACAUCGACCAGUUCGUGCAAGCCAUCUCGUACAGCCUGAGGGAGCUGCGCCCCAUUGGGAUGAAUGUCGCCCUGCGACUGCUGGAGCUGUUCUUCAACCACGGCUUCUACUUCACGCGCAAGCAGGGCAGCCAGCUGCUGCAGGAGGCGCUCACCAGCGAUAGGCGCAGCAUGGCGGCAGCAGAGAGGCUGUUUGACCACGUGGUGGCGAAGCACCAGGCGCCUGAGUUUGAUGCUGUGCUCGACUUCAUGCGCGCUCUCCGGCGUCGGCAAACACCCAAGACCGAUGAGCGGUGGUUGCUGGUCCAAGACCUCAUCAAGCGGCGGCGGAACAUCAGAGGGAUGUGGAUGAAGGGAAUGCAGGGCGAAGGCCGUGAGCAUGAGUCACAGCUAUCGGUGGAACACGAUGAGGGCAUGGCCGGUCGCGGAAUCGCGUUGACGAAGCCGGCAUGGAUGAAGGAGCAGGAGGAGAAGGCUAAAGCAGAAGCGGCGCGAGCAGCAGCCAUCGCCGCCUCAAAGGCCGGCGCAGCAGGCGGAGGCGACGACACCGACAGCAGCGACGAAGAGGAGGAGGACGAAGCGACUCGACUCGCGAAGAAACCCAUCGGGCCCGUCUGCCCCGCGAAGUGCUCCGCCGCGGGAUCGGGCGUCGGGGGCGGAUCGGCGGGCGCGCCCGUAUCCUUCGUUAUAGUCCUUAAAGACGAGGACGGGCGGCGGAUCUUAGCGGGCGGAGCGAAGGUGACGGUGAAGGUGACGCCUAAGGCGGGCGUGCCUGGCCAGGAGCAGAUCGCAGCGAUUAAGGACCACGGCGACGGGUCGUACACGGCGACUUACACCGUACAGCACCGAGGAGAUUACACGGUCAACGCGGAGGUCAACGGCAGUCCCAUCAUGGGCAGCCCGUUUCCGGUUUUCUUCAGCGCCGCUACAGCCGGUCAACCGGCGUCAACGCCUCUUCCGGUGGCGGUCAACGCGGCGCCGCCGCUGAUGCCGACGCCGGCGCUGCCGACUCCGCAACUUCCGACGCCGCCGAUGCCGACGCCGGGCAUGCCGAAUCCGCUGAUGGCGGCGGCGCUGCAGUUCCGCGGGCUGCUCCCGACCAUGGGCGGAAUGCCCUUCACCAGCCCGUACCCUGGCAUGGCGGGCGGCGUGCUUCCCGGAACUGGUAAGAUUGAGAUGGAGGAUUUCCGCUUUCUCCCUUGCGUGCUGAGCGCUGCAGGAGGUUUGACGAACAUGCCACUUGCGCCAUCCGCGGCGGCGAUGGCGGCGGCGCAGAGCAUCAUGGCGGUGCAGGCGAUGCAGGCGCAGGCGCAGGCGCAAGCACAGGCGCAGGCUCAGGCGCAAGCGCAAGCUCAAGCGCACGCGCAAGUGCAGGCGCAGGCGCAGGCCCAGGCUCAGGCACAAGCGGCGGCGGCAGCUGCGGCGAUUCAACAGCAGAAGCUGCUGCAGCAGAAGAGCGAAUACGUUGAGGACUACUAUUCGGCGAUGGACGACGACGAGUUGGAGCGAACGAUGCACGUCACCAACGUCAGCUCCAUUCUCACGCCCGAGCAGCUUCGCCAGCUCUUCGCCUUCUGCGGCACGGUUACCCGCUGCGAAUUCCUCAACGACAAGAAAACCGUCGCACACGUUCGAUUCGCGAAAGCCGACGAGGCGAAAGCGGCGCUCGCGCUGAACAACAUGGCGGUCGGCGACAAGCAACUCAAAGUCGAGCUUGCGAAAACCGCGAAAGCCACGCGACAGGCCGUCCUCUCCGCGCUCGCUCCGCCCGCCCCCGCCCCCGCCCCCGCGCCCACCCCCGCGCCCGCCGCCCCCGCGCCCGCCGCGCCUGCGACAACCGCUGCGACGUCGCAGAUGGCGAUGCAGCAGGCCGUCGCAAUGCCGUUUAUGCAGUUCCAACAGGCGCUCGCGAUGCAGCAGGCGCUGGCGCAGCAGGUGCGCAGCUCCGAGGCCAAGACCAAGGCGGAACUCGCCGCCAAGCGCGCGAAGGAGAUCAGCCGCGCGAUUGCGGCGGGCGGCGCGGGGAAGGACGACGGGAAGGACAAGGAUGGGAAGGACGGGGACGGGAAGGGGAAGGACGGGAGCGGGUCGGACAGGAGGAGGAAGAGGAGGAGGAGGGCUGGGAGGAAGAAAGGUCGCGCACGGGACGAGCGGGAUUCGGAGGAGGAGAGUGAGGAGAGAGAGGAGGCCAGGCGGAAGGAAUCUGCGAGGAAGACGAGGGGUAGAGGCGCGAGUGAGGAGAGUGAGGAGGAAGAGGAGGAAGACGAGGAGGAGAGGGGGAAGGGGAGGGGUGGGCGGAAGGAGGCGGAGCGGCGGGAGAGAGAGUUGAGAGAGAAGCUGCUUCGAGACAAGCUGGAGCGGCAGAGGCGCGAGGCGGAGAGGCGGAGAGGCGCGAAGGAGGAGGACGAAGAGGAAGAGGAGGACGAGGAGGAGGAGGAGGAGGAGGAGAAGAAGGGCGAGCGGGAUGCGAGGAAGGGAGGGCGGGGCGAGGAGGAAGAGAGUGACCGUUCGGAUAGGGAAGGUGGGCGGGGUAAGAAGGGGGAAGAGGAAGACGAAAGUGACCGAUCCGAAGGAGAGGGAGAGAGGGUGAAGAAGAAAAGAGUGGAAGAGGAUGAAGAGGAGGAGGAGGCGAGGCGCAGUGGGAGUGAGGAGAGGCAUGAGGGCGGUGAGAAGGAGGAUGAGGAAAGCGAGGAGAAGGAGAAGGAUGCGGCGAGGUCACGGCGUGCAGGGAGUGAGGAGAGUGAUAAGGGUAAGGGUAGUGAGGGUGAAGGAGAGAGGGAGGGUGAAGCAGAGAGGGUCAAGAAGAUGGAUGUUGAUGAGGAGGAGAAGGGAAAGGGGAAGGAUGAGAGUGAAGAGGAGAAGGAAAGGGAGAAAGAAAGGGAUGAGAGCGAAGAUGAACAGGAAGUUGAGAGGAAGAAUGGUGGCGAUGAGAGCAAGGAAGAGAAGGAAAAGGAGGAGAAGGAGAGGGAGAAGGGAGGGGAUGAGAGUGAUGAGGAGAAGGAGAAAGAGGAUGAGAGGGAGAAGGAGGAGAAGGAGAGGGAUGAGAGUGAAGAGGAGAAGGCGAUUGAGAAUGGGAGCAAAGGAGGAUCUGAGGAUGAAGCAGCAAGGAAGAAGGGAGGCGAGGAGGAGGAGGAGGAGGAUGAGGAGGAGGAGGAGGAGGAGGAGGAGGAAGGAGAAAAGUACCGGGAUGACGACGAGGAGAGUGACGAGGACGAGGAGGAGCGGCGUCACAGGCGCAGCAGGAGGAGCAAGAAGAGCCACAAGCGCCGGCGCAGCCACCGCGACGACGAAGAGGAGGAUGAGGAGGAAGGGGGAAAAAGGUCGUCUGAUGAGGAGGAGAGGGAUGAUAAGGACAGGAAGGAGGGUGGUCGUGGGGGAAGGCGGAAGGAGAGGGGGUCUGAUGAUGAGGAGGAGAAAAGUGGAAGGCGGAGCAGCAGGAAGAGGUCGGGGCGAGAUGAUUCUGAUGAGGAGAAGGGCCGGUCUUCUAGGGAUAAGAAGCACCACAGCCGCAGCCACCGCUCCAGGCGUCGCUCGCCUUCCCUCUCUCCUGCCCGUGGCAAGGACAGUCGCCGUCCGGCCUCCGAUGACGACUCUCCUUCUCGCAGCGACUGA